This is a messenger RNA of Aspergillus sclerotioniger CBS 115572, 1548 nucleotides long. Its product is annotated as carboxylesterase. NCBI's taxonomy places the organism in Eukaryota, Fungi, Ascomycota, Eurotiomycetes, Eurotiales, Aspergillaceae. The coding region runs from base 1 to 1548 and encodes 515 amino acids. Gene Ontology annotation, molecular function: carboxylic ester hydrolase activity. The record is from RefSeq and is a predicted model, not a curated record. The transcript has 4 exons.
AUGCUAUUCUUACGUGUUUGUGCACUCACGGCUUCUUUAAUAUCCAGGGGCUUGGCCUCCCCCAUCUCCCCAGCCAUAAGGGACACGAAUGGGGAAGGACUCCUCGUUCAAACUUCUAGCGGCCCUAUACAAGGCUUCUUCAACCAGACAGCCCCUGAUGUUCGACAAUUCCUUGGUGUCCCCUUCGCAGAGCCUCCAGUGGGUGACCUUCGUUUUAGUAGUCCGGUAAGGAAACAGUCCAACGGGACGGUUAAUGCGUUUGCACUACCUUCGUCCUGUAUCCAGCAGACCAGCAAUACCUCCACAAUCUACACAACCUAUGAGAAGGGGUUUCGAAUUGCUGGAGGGGACUCGGAGGAUUGUCUUUACCUGUCGAUUUGGACACCUCGCAUUGAGAAAAUCCAAUCGCAACAACGCCCACUUCCAGUGUUGCUCUACAUCCCUGGAGGGGGUUUCACGAGUGGAGGUGAAGCUUCGUUGUACAAGAUCCCCGACAAAUGGGUACAGAGGACACAGUCCCAUAUUGUAGUAGUGAUGAACUAUCGGGUGAAUGUUUUUGGCUUCCCAAACGCUGCAGGACUAGUUGAUCAGAAUGUUGGUUUUCUGGACCAAAGAAUGGCUAUCGAAUGGGUAGAGGCCAACAUUGCGAAUUUCGGCGGUGAUCCCGCGCGAAUCGCCCUUUGGGGCCAGUCCGCUGGAGCAGGCAGUGUCACAGCUUACUCCUACGGAUAUCCCGACAACCCUAUUGUCGCUGCUCUUAUAGCUGACUCGGGUGCUCCGGGUAUCAUUGACAACAAAGACUACGCCCAUACGAACUUCACUUUCUUGGCCGAUCUUGUCGGCUGCGGUGGACUCUCUACAGAAGAGAUCAGCUGUAUGCAGAAUGUGUCUGCACGAACACUGCAGACUGCUCUCUCAACUUACUCAGGCUCACCCUCAAUCUCAUUCAUGCCAUCUGUCGAUAAUAAGACCGUCUUUGCAAAUUGGACCGAGCGUGCAGUUGAAGGAAAGGUCGCCAAAAUUCCUCUGUUAACGGGGAGCAAUACAAAUGAAGGCGCCGGGUUCGUAUCAUUAACCCCCAGCGGACCCAGCGAAGCCACUCUCUUCAACCUAACCGAGUCCAUAAUCGCCUGUCCCGUCGCGGAGGAAGUCAAAAACCGCAAUCUUGGAGGUCUCACCACAUACCGGUACCAGUACGCAGGAAACUUCUCCAACAUCUCACCAUUACCUUGGUUCGGAGCCUACCAUAGCUCAGAACUACCCCUUUUAUUCGGCACACACUACGAGUACGGUGGUCCGUCCACCCAAUAUGAGUGGGACGUCAGCUAUGCCAUGGAAGCACUGUGGCUCUCGUUUGCGGAGGACCCUUCGCGCGGUCCAGUCCGGCUUUCCAUCGGAGAUGCUGCAGCCAAUCCCAAUAACAGUAGUUACUUCUCCUGGCCUGCAUUUGAGCAAGGAUCAUCGAAUAUGUUGCUUUUUGCUGAGGAAAAUAAGCUCAUGCAGCUUGUUGAGUCGGGGAGGAUUGAUGACUUUUGUUCUGGUCUUUAA